This is a messenger RNA of Anarrhichthys ocellatus (wolf-eel), 2024 nucleotides long. Its product is annotated as chemokine XC receptor 1-like. Gene Ontology annotation, biological process: calcium-mediated signaling; G protein-coupled receptor signaling pathway; positive regulation of cytosolic calcium ion concentration. The transcript has 2 exons. Lineage: Eukaryota; Metazoa; Chordata; Actinopteri; Perciformes; Anarhichadidae. Gene Ontology annotation, cellular component: external side of plasma membrane; membrane. The coding region runs from base 44 to 1099 and encodes 351 amino acids. Gene Ontology annotation, molecular function: C-C chemokine receptor activity; C-C chemokine binding. The record is from RefSeq and is a predicted model, not a curated record.
CUCUGGUGUGUGCAGAUAGCCUACUUUCUCUUCUUGUGGAAAUAUGGCAACAACUGACUCAACCUUCGACGCAAACACAGACAAUUAUUUCAACUAUGACUACGAUGAGUACGAUGAGGAUGGAGAUGAAAUGUGCAACAAAACAAGCGUCAUACAGUUUGGAGCGAUCUUCACUACAGUGCUCUUCUCCAUCGUGGUCAUCCUCAGUCUGUUUGGCAACAUCUUGGUCAUUGUGAUUCUGGCCAAGUAUGAGAAUGUCAAAUCCCUCACCAACACUUUCAUCCUGAACCUGGCUGUAUCGGAUCUCUUCUUCACCGCAGGUCUGCCCUUCUGGGUCUACGAUCAUAUGUAUGGAUGGACUUUAGGGGAACAUACAUGCAAAAUGGUCAUCUUUGUCUUCUACGUUGGUUUCUAUAGCAGUGGUAUCCUCCUCAUACUGAUGACUGCCCACCGUUAUGUAGCUGUCAUGAAUCCUCUGUCUGACAUUGUGUCCACCACAGGCACCUACAGCGUCAUAACAUGUGUGAUCAUUUGGGCUGUGAGUACAUUGGUUGCCAGUCCAGCCUUCAUUUCCACCGGAGUGAACCAGAAACAUUGUGGACAUGCAGAUUCUUACUGGAAGUUAUGGGGAAUCUAUCAGCAAAAUGUUCUCUUCAUAUUGAGUUCAGUGGUGUUCAUUUUUUGCUAUUCACAGAUCAUGUGCAGGUUGCUGCGUCCUACCGCACAAAGAAGAAAGAACAAAACUUUAAAACUCAUUUUUACACUCACGGUUGUUUUCUUUGUGGGCUGGGCGCCUUACAAUAUAGUGAUAUUUCUAAAGUCGUUGUCUUUCGGGCGCCAAACAACCGUCGACUCAAAGACUUUGGCUGAAAUGUGUGAAGCAUCAAAACCACUGGAUUACGCCUUUUACAUCAGCCGACUUCUUGCCUUUUCACACUGCUGCCUCAACCCUGUGUUUUAUGUGUUUGUGGGGGUUAAAUUCAAAAACCACUUGAAGAAAAUGCUGAAAGGCUGGGGUCACAGGAACAGCGGCAUCCGCAACAGGCAAAGCCGACUCACUAUCACAUCGCUAACAAGUGGUGAAGAGUUUUCGAUGUAGUUGAUACAGAGAGCUGAAAUGAAACCAGAAAUACCGGGUUCUAAGAAAGAAGUGUCACGCAAAUUCUGUCAAACCACGAAAAGUAAACACAAAAUAAGUUGGAUGAAAAAAAUGCCGAAUGAGACAUUGCAUUGACUUUGAACAGACGCUAGCCUGGAGAUGUUUCUUUGCAUGCUAACAUUUACUAAUUGGUACUAAACACAGCUGAAAAGGCUAAUCUAAGACAGUGAACAUAAUAAGCAUCAUACCUGCUAAACAUCAGCAUGUUAGCAUGGUCAUAGUGAGCAUGACGUUAGCAUUUACCUCAAAGUCUAACAGAGCCACUAGCAUGGCUGAUUAUAUUAUUCACUCAGUAGGCCUACCCUGCAUAGUGGUCAAACUACAAUAAGUUCCUUAAUAGCUGACAUAAACGCUGCAGCCUCUUUAUUAGGUACAGCUGUACACCUGCUCGUUAAUCAAAGUAAAUAUGAAAUCAGUCGAUGAUGCAGGCAUAAAAGCAUGCCGACAUGGUCAAGAGGUUCAGUUGUUCAGACGUCAGAAUGAGGAACAAACGUGAUCUAUGUGACUUUCUGUGAUAAAGUGAUAUGUACUGUACAAUAUUUCAUGCACAAUUGUAUCCGAUAUUCCCCUCAUAGUUUCCAAUCAAACUGUGCUGUUAUAUGUUUCUAUCCUUGCCCUAUAUUAUACGUACUGUAUGUGAAUGCAAGCUGAUAAAUUGAUAAUACAUUGCAUUAGAGAAAAUAUAACUAUGUGAUUCACUUUGAUUAACUGCAUUUUACUUUUAUGUUUUCACAUCAAUCAUUUAAAUCAAUUCUUCCAUAUUUUCCCGUUCAACACUUGUAGGAGUCAUGCAAGUGAAAGUGUUUAUUUUCACAUUAUGAUGAUGUCAUCAUCAUUAUUUUUUGCUGUACAUCUACAUAUUUAC